AUGAUGCACCCUUCGAGACAGGCGUUUGUGGAGGACCAUCCCAUGGAUGAGGAUAGGGGAGGACUGACACUUGAACAAGUUCCCAAUGAUUACAAUUAUGAACUCGGCACAGGCGAAAAUGCAUCGGCGCUGCUGUCCCAAUUCGAGCGAAAACGCAUGGCGGCGCGUCUGGCCGUCCCGACCAACGAUGAGGCAAUCAAGAGCAUGCUCCGCGAAAGAGGGCUGCCAAUCACCCUUUUCGGCGAGAACAACCCUGCCGACCGCCGCGAAAGAUUGAGAGAGACCUUGGCCGACGAGGCUGAGCAAGCAAAGGCUCAAGGCCAGGGUGGCGUCGAUAUCGAGAUGGAUGACGCUGUUGACGAGGAAGACGACGAGGAGCAGGAGGAAGAGUACUACACGCGAGGAACUGACGAGCUUCAGCUAACCAGGGUGGAGAUCGCAAAGUACUCGCUCCCGAGAGCAAAACGGCGAGUUCAUUUCCAACGGCAGGAGGCUAAGAUCCCCCUGCGGACGCAUGUCAAGCAUCGAAAGCAGAUCAAAGAGCAGCUACAGGAUUUCGAGCUACAAAGCUCACAGGUCGGAGGACAAAGGUAUCUGAGUGUCGUCAGGCUGGCGCCACAGGGGCAGCUUUGCGCCACGGGCGACUGGGGUGGCAGCUUGAAGGUCGUUUCAACACCUGAUCUGGAAGUUAAGAAGACGCUAAGGGGCCACACGUCGAAGAUUGGCGGAGUCGACUGGCUCCCCGGGGCCACAUCUCCAGAGAGUGAGACGGCCCAGCUGGCAUCAUCUUCAGCAGAUGGAGUUGUCCACUUGUGGUCACUUCAGAAAGACACGCCUCUUUCUACAUUAUCCCAGCCUGGUGGGCCAAAGGUCAACAAGAUCGGAUUCCAUCCUUCGGGACGCUAUCUGGCCACCGCAUGUGAAGACACGACAUGGAAGCUCUACGACGUUGAGACCGGCAGUGAGCUCUUGUCUCAGGAGGGACAUUCAAGGGCCGUCAUGACCGUCAGCUUUCAGUCGGAAGGCGCACUGGUUGCAACGGCAGGGAUGGACAGUGUUGGCAGAAUCUGGGACCUUCGAAGUGGCCGCACCAUCAUGCUCUGCGAGGGCCACAUCCAACCCAUAACAUCCUCGAGCUGGAUAGAUGGGCAUAGGAUAUUGUCGGCCUCUCUCGACGGUUUCGUGAAGGUUUGGGAUGUGCGCAAGGUCGUACAGAGUGGCAAUCUUGCAGGAAACACAUCCGGAGUGACCGACAUACGUGUGUUCAGGGGCCUUGAUGACCCUGUGGAGGGCGAGGCUCCGGGACAAGACGAGAAGGGGGCGCAGAUACCAAAGAAGUCUGCGACCUUCUUUGCAACAUGUGGAUUUGACAGAAAGGUCAACGUCUACUCAAUGGACGACUACUCCCUGAUCAGCUCGCUCGAGUCUCACACGGCGCCAGUAAGCUCGGUUGACAUUUCAAGGGACGGCAGGUGGAUUGUGUCUGGUAGUCACGAUAGGACAAUCAAGCUCUGGGCGCGCAACGAGAUGGAGCCGUUGUAG
Molecule: messenger RNA, 1542 nt
Organism: Diaporthe amygdali
Lineage: Eukaryota; Fungi; Ascomycota; Sordariomycetes; Diaporthales; Diaporthaceae
Product: pre-mRNA splicing factor
Exons: 3
Coding region: 1-1542 (513 amino acids)
Biological process (GO): mRNA splicing, via spliceosome
Cellular component (GO): U4/U6 x U5 tri-snRNP complex
Molecular function (GO): U4 snRNA binding; protein binding; U6 snRNA binding
Source: RefSeq, a predicted model, not a curated record